This is a messenger RNA of Venustampulla echinocandica, 276 nucleotides long. RefSeq lists its product as uncharacterized. NCBI's taxonomy places the organism in Eukaryota, Fungi, Ascomycota, Leotiomycetes, Helotiales, Pleuroascaceae. The transcript is spliced from 4 exons. The record is from RefSeq and is a predicted model, not a curated record. Bases 1 to 276 code for a protein of 91 amino acids.
AUGGGCGGCGGCGGCAAAAUCCCAUACCCCAAACACGUCUGGUCGCCUUCGGGUGGCUGGUACUCUCAACCUGCGAACUGGAAAGCCAAUACGGCAGUCAUUGGCGUGGUUAUUGUUGGCAUCACGGCUAUGGCGUGGAAGCUGAGCGCAGAGAGGGAAUUCCGGCAUAAGUUUCCUGAACAGGGCCGCUUUUACCCCAGUCGAUACUGGAGCAAGCAGAUUAUUGAGCAUGAGAAGGCUGAGAAGGCCUCGAAGGUCUCGAAGGACAGUUCAUGA